Messenger RNA from Micropterus salmoides (largemouth bass), 3262 nucleotides. RefSeq names its product MTSS I-BAR domain containing 2a (gene mtss1la). The record is from RefSeq and is a predicted model, not a curated record. The coding region runs from base 441 to 2606 and encodes 721 amino acids. Gene Ontology annotation, cellular component: cytoplasmic side of plasma membrane; actin cytoskeleton. Gene Ontology annotation, biological process: cell projection assembly; plasma membrane organization. NCBI's taxonomy places the organism in Eukaryota, Metazoa, Chordata, Actinopteri, Centrarchiformes, Centrarchidae. Gene Ontology annotation, molecular function: actin binding; phospholipid binding. The transcript has 13 exons.
AGCCUUGGCUUAAGGGGCUGAAACCCCCAUUUAAUUACACUCUAGCAAAGAGGAAAAGUACAGUAUCUAAGUCACACAAGCUGUUUAUUUACACUGUGGUGAGAAUCGUGCAUGCAAUCUUGAAAAGAAAAAGAAGGGGAAAAUGCAUGUUUUGUCAAGAGGGUGGUGUAGUAGGGUUUUAGUUUUCAGGCCCUGUGUCACAUUGGCUUUCCACAAACAAAUGUGACAUUUAUAGGCUCUGCUUUACCAUCAGCACUUGUCCACCUAGUGGCUGCAGAUGGAAACGCCUCUCCAGCAGGGGGAAAAACACCCCUCCAUCUGACAGCAGAGAAUUAGACCUUUGAAAAUGCUCCUCUGUCUGAUAUGUAUUGUCUCCUUAUAGAAAGCCAUAUUUUUCUAGGCAGGUUUUUGAUUUUGUAAUGCCAAUGUCUAGACAGUAGAUGACAAUUUCUUCUUUUUCUUUUUCCUGUUUGAUCCAAGGUGCCACCAGGGACGUUGGCUCAGCUCUGACAAGGAUGUGUAUGCGACACCGCAGCAUUGAGACAAAAUUACGCCACUUUACCAAUGCUCUUAUGGAAGGCCUGGUUACGCCACUCCAGGACAGGAUAGAGGAAUGGAAGAAGACAGCUAAUCAGCUGGACAAAGACCAUGCCAAAGAAUACAAGCGGUCUCGUCAGGAAAUCAAAAGGAAGUCGCUAGAUACCAUAAAACUUCAGAAAAAAGCAAGAAAAGAGCUUCUAGGCCGGGGUAACCUGCGCCCCCAGCUGGACAGUGCCAUGCAGGAUGUCAGUGACUUAUACCUGCUGAUGGAGGAAACGGAGAAGCAGGCAGUGCGCAGAGCCCUCCUGGAAGAGAGAGGCCGUUACUGUACAUUCAUUAACCUGCUGCAGCCUGUGGUGAAUGUAGAGAUUGCCAUGCUGGGAGAGAUAACACAUUUGCAGGCCAUUGUUGAUGACCUCACUGUGCUGACUGAGGACCCACACAAGCUGCCACCCGCCAGUGAGCAGGUGAUCCGGGACCUGAAAGGCUCCGACUAUAGCUGGUCCUACCAGACCCCUCCUUCUUCCCCGAGCAGCACCGGCUCCAGGAAGAGCAGCAUGUGCAGUCUCCUUCAGAUGCCCUCUGCAGGAGCCCAUCGGCUCAGCAGCGUCUCUUCUCACGACUCAGGCUUUGUGUCCCAGGACGCCAACACCCACUCUAAGCCUCCAUCGCCCAUGCCCUCUGACAUCGCUAGCCAGAAAUCAACCAGCUCAGCCUCCUCUGAGGCUUCAGAAACCUGCCAGUCUGUCAGCGAGUGCAACUCUCCUACAGCGUUUGGCUCAUGCUCAUCCUUCGGUACCUUUCGCCCUGCUUUCUCUCACACUGGCACCAUCAGGCCUCUCUCUGUCAUACUUCCUGCGUCCCCCACAUUUAACCACUCCCCUGGAUCCAACACCCCCUCACCCACAUCAAAGGUUCCUAGCUGGAAGGAUUGGGCCAAACUGAGUUCCUACGAGCCAUCAUUGGCCAGCACUCUGCAUCGUCGGAGGGAGUCUAUGGAUAAGAUGAGAGACCUGGAAGCUCCGCCCAGUCCACUGGGGUAUUCUGGGAUGCAACCAGAUGAUCCCCAUCGAGCAAGAAUUGGCCCAGGAUCCACAGCAGCCAAGCAUGGCGAGCCGCUCUCUCCAGCAGCCAGUACUCUAGCUAUGGUUUUGACCAGGGGCUUGAGUAUGGAGCAGCAGAAGAGCAGCAGGGACUCUCUGCAGUACUCCAGCGGCUACAGCACCCAGACCAACACCCCGUCUUGCUCUGAGGACACCAUACCCUCACAAGGUUCUGAUUAUGAGUGCUACUCUCUAAAUGGGGAUGCUGACAGUGAAGGACAGGCAGACUUUGACAAGUCCUCCACCAUCCCACGCCACAGUAACAUUGCUCAGAGCUACCGCCGCAUGAUCCAAACCAAGAGGCCGGCCAGUACUGCAGGCCUGCCUGCGGGUAAGACCCUGCAGGGAGCUCAAAACGGUGCAGGGGGAAGCAGCUCCGGAGCCAUCACCUCAGGGACGGCCACCAUCCGCCGGACACCGUCCUCCAAAACUGGAGUGAGACGCACGCCGUCCACAUCUGGCCCCAUUCCCAUCCGGCCCCCCAUUGUGCCAGUUAAGACCCCAACAGUGCCAGAUUCUCCAGGGUAUGCCAGUCCACCCCAGCAUCGUGAGGGCAGCGAGUUUCUGUACGGUGAUGACCCAUCUGCUAGUGACUACAUGAGGGCUUCUCCAAAGAGGAUGAGCCUCCCCGACACAGCUUGGGGAUGUGGGGGAGGAGGGGCGGACAGGACUGUUUAUGCCCAGCAGGCCCCCGGCAUGACCGCCCACAGUGCUGAGGAGGACCCUCUGUUCGCUGCCAACCGCCACAGCCUGGUGGAGAAGAUAGGGGAGCUGGCAGCCAGCGCCCACGCCCUUGGUGAGGGUCAGUUUCCCUUGUGCAGCUCACUGCCAGGGGAUCCGAAUCCCCAGGAGCUGUCCUCCACGCCCCAGGAGGACAUGGAUAUGCUGGUGUCUAUACGCCGGGGGGUGAAGCUCCGCAAGACAGUGACUGACGACAGGUCAGGUCCCAGGAUUCUGCGGUAGCUGAGGGAGAAGGAGGCUGUGAAGAAGCACAAGUUUAUUUACAAACUGAAGCUUUGUGGUGAAAUACAACAGCACUCAAGUGAUACAUGAACUGAGGUACAAGUAAUAAAGAGGAUGUAACGUGUGGUGAAUGAAGGCCAGUUCACAGAGCAGUGAGUGACCAUGAACCGUGUCAAGUCUAUUCAUGUCAUGUAUGUAUUGCGUACGUACAAAGUAAUCCAUAUUUUUUUGUUUUUUAUUCUUCUUUUUUUGUUCUGUUUUCGUCUUUGGGCUUUGUGGCUGUGCAUCUCUGCUCCCUGUGUGACCAGUUUUUUCAGCCCAGUUUGUCCCUUUAGAUCCAGUGAUGAAGAUGUCACUACCGUAGGGAUCGAAUGCUCUGUGUCUUUGUUCUUGCUCUUAUGAUUAUUAUGAUAUUGUGCAUUUCUUAAUUAACACAGCCACCCGUCAGUGGGAAGUGAUAGGUGAAGUGCUCUGUGAGCCUGUCUGUAUGUUGUGUUUCACAUCAUUACUGUAUACAUACCGUAUUACUGUUUUUAUUUCAUAAGCUGAACAGCAGCUGUGUAAGUCAUGUAAAAUAGAAGCAAUAUGGCAGUGUUUUUAUUGCUGUACUGUGCUGUCAAUAUAUUCUGCAAUUAAACAGGCGUUUUGCUGUUAAA